Molecule: messenger RNA, 1585 nt
Organism: Anas platyrhynchos (mallard)
Lineage: Eukaryota; Metazoa; Chordata; Aves; Anseriformes; Anatidae
Source: RefSeq, a predicted model, not a curated record
AAAUCUCCAUGCUAAGGGACCAAAUCAGGAAGCUCUGCCUGAACGUGAGGAGAAAUCAGCUGCAAGAGCGCAUGCGGGAGAUCCUUGUCAUCUUCUCCCUGGUGGACGUUUUCCACACCAUGCAGCUGAACCCGGGUCCAGCCCCGCAUCAGGACAGGCUCAACGCGUUUGUGUCAACGAACGAUCCAGAAGCUGGAGAAGACGGCUCAGGACAUUUUUAAAGAGAUGGAUUUGCUUCUUACCAAUGGGGUGAAGUCUGCCCAAAAUUCACACAGGAAGAAAAUUGAAAAUAUCUUUGCGAUAGGCGAGAAGUCCAAAGGCUUCUACAGGACCCUGAAAGCUGUGUGCAGGAGGAACGGGGUGUACGUGUCCCGCGUCUUCCACCGCAUAAACAUCAACAGAAGCCUGGCUGAGCCCAUCUACGCAGCAAUUGAAAUGACGUUUGCAAACAUAUUCAGAAAACAGAUGCUCACGAGGAAGAGUCUGCAGGCUGCCAUCAAUGGGUUCAGCACGGUGGUAAAAGGCGAAUUCAUGGUGUUUGCGAGGGACACGAAUAUGAAUGAGUCCAAGCUCCAAUUCCUCUUACAAGAGACCGACAUCAUCAUGAGAGCUCUCGAAAGAGAAAUCCUUCUGAAAAAGAAGGCCAUCUAUGAGUCGCUUGAGCUGUCCAUCCAAAGCACCUUAACGCCGUAUUACCAAGAGGCUGAGAAGAUAAGUGGGAAGGACACGUACAAGCAGAUCAAAAGCAUACUGACAAAGAGCAUCGAGGUGGAGGUACAGCAGGAGAUGUUCAAGAAAGCGAAGGAAAGGAUGAUGAGCCAGUUCCGGGAGCUGACGGAGCAGAUGAGCACAAAGCUCAGCAAGGAUUUCCUCGGCAUGCUCAGCGUCAUCUUCAGCCAGUGUGACACACCGGUCAGCGUGCUGCCAGAUCUGCAGGAAGAAUACCAAGAAAUCCUGGAUAUGCUGAAAAACUUGUGACAGCCUGGCUGACCAAAAAGGCCGGCGCGAAGAGGCUUUCUUUACAUUUUGAGCAUUUCUUUUUUAUCUUUUUGCUUUUAUAUUUUUUUUGCUUUUACUCAUUCAGUUCAUUGCUUUGCUUUGGUGGCCAGCUUGAAGUAGAAAUUUUAAAGAUGGCAGGGGUUAGACUGAGCAGCUUGACCACAGGCUCAUGGGGACCCAGAAUGGAGUGGGUCCCUUGGGGGUCCUGUCUCACACCCCUCCUAUUUUUCCCCUUGCCAGCCUUUUCCAGCGAGCCCUGGAGGUGCAACCAUGAGACCUCGGUUGCUUUCUUGAACGUGUUCAAGGAAACAGGACAACAGAUGAUUAGUUUGAUUGCAUUGGUACAAAAAAUAUAUAGUUUAUGUGUGUUUUUUAUAAUCUUUUCAUAAAAGUAAAUCCUUUUCUACUAUGCAUAUCAGUUCUCAAGUGUAAGCCAGCAGGGUAAGACACCCAUGUCUGAAUUAAAGCCGGAAGCAUCCCCAGAGAAAUUGGGAGUGUGGCAGGUAAGCAGCAAAAGCCACAAAAGCACAACUCUGCUGGAAACGAUUUACAUGAAAUCUAAUAAAAUACAAACCUUUUUGGGUUC